AUGAAUGAUUCAGUUGCCUUAUCCACGUUCAACUCGUUGAUGGAGAAGAACCUCGUCUUUUUUGACGAACGACAACAAAUCGUCCAGCACAAUGACAAAGGUCUCAAGGUGAAUCCUGACGAGGGGGAAGAGCAAGUUGACAACGUAAUUGAUCAAGUUCGAGAUGGAAGUGACAUCAAUACCACUGGCUAUGAGAUGUGUGACAUUAGCAAAACUCAUUUUCUAGCCGCCAACAAGUUUUGCUUUGCAAGGCCACACCUAAUGCUCCUCACGUCCGAUGGAAACAAGCGUCAAUAUGAGCCACUGGACCAAAACGACUGGCAAGCCUUGAACAACGUCUUGACUGACUUGGGUGAUGACUAUGUUGCCUUCUUCAACUGUGGACAAGAUGGGGGCUGCAGUCGACUCCACAAGCACAUGCAGUUAAUACCGAAACCCAAAGACAGCUUUGCAGCGUUCCUGGACACUGAGGAUGGUGUAGAGCCUGACGUGCCAUUCCAGUGGUUUUAUCAUCGCUUUGAGUCUCCACCACUUGACUCAAAUCAGUUGUUAGACGUUUAUGGCAGACUUCUACAAAAGGCCACAGAAGCGGGCAAAGGUCAAUCGGAGCAUGUAGACAGUCUGCUGGCAGAAGCAGCAAUUCCGCACAACAUGUUGGUCACGAACCAAUGGAUGAUUGUACUCCCGCGACGUCGGGCAGCUGUCAAUAAAAAGGCUGGCGCUAAUUCUAUUGGCAUGAUGGGAGUUAUUGCUGUUGCGACUCAGGAGGAGAUUGAUAAUUGGAUACGCAUUGGGCCUGUUGAGGCGCUGAAGGAGCUCGGUGUUCCAAAGAUACUCUAG
Messenger RNA from Fusarium graminearum PH-1, 840 nucleotides. RefSeq lists its product as uncharacterized. The transcript is spliced from 2 exons. The coding region runs from base 1 to 840 and encodes 279 amino acids. Gene Ontology annotation, molecular function: ATP binding; ATP:ADP adenylyltransferase activity. NCBI's taxonomy places the organism in Eukaryota, Fungi, Ascomycota, Sordariomycetes, Hypocreales, Nectriaceae. The record is from RefSeq and is a predicted model, not a curated record. Gene Ontology annotation, biological process: nucleotide metabolic process.